AUGAACAAGUUUGUCUUACUAAUGAGUCUUUGCCUGCUCGGGUCUGCCAGAGGAACAUCAGGUCACCCUGAUGAACCUCCUGGCUCUAUGGAUCAUCAUGCUUCAGUUCAACAACUUUCAGGAGAGUACUUUUCACUUGCAAACCCUUCAGAUGCUGAGGCUUUAUAUGAGACUUCUUCAAGAGGGAACACUUUAAGUGAGCACACUUCUGGAGAACAUGAUGCCGGUGAACAUACUUCGGCUGACCACACUGCAGAUGAACAGCCUUCAGGUGAGCAUGCUGCAAGUGAACAGCCUUCGGGUGAGCACGCUGCAGGUGAACAGCCUUCGGGUGAGCACGCUGCGGGUGAACAGCCUUCGGGUGAGCACGCUGCAGGUGAACAGGCUUCGGGUGAGCAAGCUGCGGCUGAACAGGCUUCGGGUGAGCACGCUGCGGCUCAACAGUCUUGUGGAAAACUCCAAUUCAUGGUUCAGGGGUGUGAGAACAUGUGCCCAUCUAUGAACCUCUUCUCCCAUGGAACCAGGAUGCAAAUUAUAUGCUGCCGGAAUCAACCUUUCUGCAACAAGAUUUAG
Molecule: messenger RNA, 573 nt
Organism: Propithecus coquereli (Coquerel's sifaka)
Lineage: Eukaryota; Metazoa; Chordata; Mammalia; Primates; Indriidae
Gene: ACRV1
Product: acrosomal vesicle protein 1
Exons: 3
Coding region: 1-573 (190 amino acids)
Source: RefSeq, a predicted model, not a curated record